Molecule: messenger RNA, 362 nt
Organism: Racocetra fulgida
Lineage: Eukaryota; Fungi; Glomeromycota; Glomeromycetes; Diversisporales; Gigasporaceae
Source: the annotation of a GenBank genome assembly
AUGGCACCAUAAAAGAAGAUAUUGAAUUAGAAAACAUUGAAGACCCCGAAUUGGAAAGCGUAGAAAGUCCCGAAUUAGAAAGCAUGGAAGGUCCCAAAUUAGAAGGCAUGGAAGGUCCCGAAUUAAAAGGCAUGGAAGGUCCUGAAUUAGAAGGCAUAGAAGGUCCCAAAUUAGAAAGCAUUGAAUGUUCUGAAUUUGUUGACAAUGAAUUAGGUUCUGAAUUUGGAUGUUUUAAAUUUGGUGACGAUGAAUUAGGUUCUGAAUUUAGAUUAGAGAAUUUUGAAAAAAUUAUAGAAAUUAGUGAUUCAGAAUCAAUUGAAAAUCGAUAUACUGCUAUUCAAAAGGAAAAUGAACAUGGAUAA